CAAAAGUCACUUCAUAAGUAGUAAGUACCUACUAUAUAAAGCGAAGCCUACGGCAGCUGAUCGCUACCAUUUGCAGUCGAAACCGUGACAGGAAUCAUCCAUUUCAAGAUGAUGAACAAAUUCGCCAUUUGCGCUGUCUUUGUCGCUUUGUGCGCCUUCCGGAUAUUCGCGCUGCCAGUGGUCCCCAACGCUAGCGAUGCCGAACAACAGAGCGGAAAUUUCGAGGGAGACAUGAUUCUUUCCAAGGAGCAACGCCAGGCCCUAGCUGGAAUGCGCAACGGACUGUUCGACGAUCAGUACCGAUGGCCGAACAACACUGUCUACUAUCGGAUCAUUUCGGAUAAUUUCACCACGGAACAGGUCAACUACAUUCGCCGAGGCCUGGACACCAUUUCCGACGUAUCGUGCAUUCGAUUUGUGGAAGCAGCUGAAAACUCAACGGCGUACAUUCGCGUCCUCGGAAAUGAAGGGGGAUGCUUCUCGGAGGUCGGCUACACCGGAACCGUGCAGGACUUGAAUUUGGCGCCCAAUGAGCUGGAAAAUGGUUGCUUCCGGUUGGGAACGAUAAUGCACGAGUUUUUGCACGCCCUGGGAUUCUACCACAUGCAGAGUGCCUCGGACCGGGACGACUUUGUCACGAUAGUGUGGGAGAAAAUCGAACAGCAGCAUCAGCACAAUUUCGAAAAGUACAACUCCAGUUUUGUGUCCGCGUUCAACGUUGAGUACGAUUAUGGAAGUGUGCUGCACUACCCGAGGGUGUCUUUCAGCAUCGAUGGCAGCGCGACAAUCAUCCCGAAGGUUGCCGGCGUCACCAUUGGACAACGGAAGGAAAUGAGUACCAGUGACAUUACCAAGCUCAAUAGAAUGUACCAUUGCGAAUAAAAGCACGUGCUGUAUCUGUUCUUAUAAUCUACAA
Messenger RNA from Aedes aegypti (yellow fever mosquito), 916 nucleotides. RefSeq names its product seminal metalloprotease 1. The coding region runs from base 109 to 882 and encodes 257 amino acids. The transcript has 3 exons. Gene Ontology annotation, biological process: proteolysis. The record is from RefSeq and is a predicted model, not a curated record. Lineage: Eukaryota; Metazoa; Arthropoda; Insecta; Diptera; Culicidae. Gene Ontology annotation, molecular function: zinc ion binding; metalloendopeptidase activity.